AUGAAGUUCAACCUGCUUGCUCUCUCAGCCCUGCUGGCACUGGCUGCUGCGGCCGAUACCACCACCAACAGCGCAGCCUCCACCGCGACUGCCAGUGCUGAGGUCCAAUGUGCAAAUAAGUGUGGAGUCAAUGACCUCUGCUGUGUGGCGGCUUGCUACAAGGUUCCCUGCCCCAGUGACAACCAGGCCAUCGAUACCAACAAGUGUGUCGCGGCCUGCCCUCAGGGUACCGGCUCCCCCGCCGACACCAAGAAGUAUGCCGACUGUGAGCAGAGCUGCUUCAGCUCGCACUUCUUCCCCGCGACGGGAGCGGCCGCGGCCACAGGCUCCUCUGGCUCCUCGGCCUCCACAGCGUCUGGCAGCGAGGCUACCGAGACUGGCUCCAAUUCCUCGAACAAAGGCGCCACCGCGACCUCUGGUUCAUCCACCGGCACUUCCACCUUUACCAGCCAGACCUCCAAUGCCGCUGGCAACCUAGCUGCCUCUGGUGCUGGCCUGUUUGGCUUGGUCCUCGCGGCCUUUGCUUUGUAA
Molecule: messenger RNA, 531 nt
Organism: Penicillium macrosclerotiorum
Lineage: Eukaryota; Fungi; Ascomycota; Eurotiomycetes; Eurotiales; Aspergillaceae
Exons: 3
Coding region: 1-531 (176 amino acids)
Source: RefSeq, a predicted model, not a curated record